CAGGCAGACCCAUUAAAAUGGAAGACAUUUCCUCUUUCUUCACUUUAGCUUGAAAAUGAAAGGCCAGAAAGUGGAUCUAACGUUUAUAAUGGGACCGAUCGAGAACGAGCUGAUAAAGGUAGAUCUUGAAGUUUACUCACAGCACCAAUACUAAAAGUACUGAUCUGUCUUGAAUUGAUGAGUACUUCGAAAAAGAAUUUUGUUUUGAAAAUUCAUCAGCACUGAUCAGUAGCAGCACUUCAAUACUUUAGGAGUACUAUAGAAAGAGUACAGGCUGUUUUUCAGUCUUAUAGAUUAUUGUCUAUAUUUUUAAGUCGGUUACACAAAAGGGCAAUUACUUAGUGAAGCAAUUCGGGCAUAUGGAGUGGAUUUUACGCCAAAGAGUGCAAGACGUUUAUUAUUAACUGAUAAUUUGCACGAGAUCUUAUAUCCGGGUGCACAUAUAUCAGCCGGUAUGCCCCAUAAAACCUAUUUUCAUCACGGUAUUGUUAAAGAAGUGUUAACACCAACAAUUACCGUUAUACAUUUUUGGCAAGAUCCAAUUGGUGGGUGGUCUAAAAUAUGUGAAUGUGAUUUAAAUCAUUUUGUUGCUGCUACACCGCCAGGUCAUCCGAAAGAACUAUUUCGAGCAUUAUAUUUAAUUGAAUAUGAGAAUGAUACAAAAGAAAAACGUGAAGAAACUCUAGCUAGAGCGCAACAGGAAUUAGAUAAUGAAGUUGGACAGCAUACAUUUGAAAGAUUGGAUUAUAAUUGUGAACAUUUUGCUGUUAAAUGGCGUACUGGUAAAUGGGAUAGUGAGCAAACACGUAAAACGAAUCAAGUGCUAGAAAAACUUGAUCCAGAAGUCAAGAAACAGUUAGAAUGGAUAAGAACUAAGUAG
Didymodactylos carnosus is the source of this 880-nucleotide messenger RNA. NCBI's taxonomy places the organism in Eukaryota, Metazoa, Rotifera, Eurotatoria, Philodinida, Philodinidae. The record is from the annotation of a GenBank genome assembly.